This is a messenger RNA of Pneumocystis murina B123, 1906 nucleotides long. RefSeq lists its product as hypothetical. Gene Ontology annotation, biological process: chromatin remodeling. Gene Ontology annotation, cellular component: RSC-type complex. The record is from RefSeq and is a predicted model, not a curated record. NCBI's taxonomy places the organism in Eukaryota, Fungi, Ascomycota, Pneumocystomycetes, Pneumocystales, Pneumocystaceae. Gene Ontology annotation, molecular function: protein binding. The transcript is spliced from 10 exons. The coding region runs from base 1 to 1686 and encodes 561 amino acids.
AUGGAAGAUAAACGGAAAAUAGAUAGUUCUGGGGAAAAUGAGCAUGAAUCGCGUCUAAGGAAACGAACCAGAACGAAUGUAUAUAACAUAGAAGAUAUACUUGAAGAGGGUCAACGUCUUUUUAAAGCGGUUCAGGAAGCAAAGGAUUCAACAGGCCGGCUUAUAUCAGAGAAUUUUAUGAGAUUACCUAGCAAGAGAUUAUAUCCUGAUUAUUAUGAACUAAUUGAAAAACCUAUUGCUUUAGAAACUAUUAAAGAAAAACUUAGAAAGAAAGAUUAUGCUUCUACUGAUGAAAUACGGGAUGAUUUUUUACAAAUAUGUAAUAAUGCAAGACGAUACAAUGUAACAGAGAGUCAGAUUUAUCAGGAUGCUCAGCAAAUUGGAAAAAUUAUUAAAACAUGGGGAGAAGAGAUCAAUGCUUUGAACAAAGCAGAAGAAACGAAAAAAUUUAAAAUAGUUCACAAAAAUUCUCAAAAAAAUGUUUUAGAAUUAGCACAAGAGAUAUUAUCCGAAUUAAAAGCUAUGAAAGAUUCAUCAGGAAGAACAUAUUCUGAUAUUUUUCUUGAAGUUCCUAGCAAAAAAGAGUAUCCUGAAUAUUAUCAAAUUAUACAAAAGCCAAUGUCUUUUAAUAUUAUAGAAAAAAAAAUAAAAAAAAAUCAGUAUAUAAAAUUACUUGAUUUUGAAAAUGAUAUAAGACUUAUUUUUGCGAAUGCAAUGGUUUUUAAUGAAGAUGGAAGUCAGAUUUCAAAUGAUGCAAAAAUAUUACUUAAAUUCUUUCAAAAAAGAAUCUCCAGGAAAAAAGAAUCUAUAGAUCAAUCUGAAGAACCUGAAUCUUCUCCAAUAAAAGUAAAAUUGAAUGUUUCCCAAUCAUUGACACCUAAAAUACGUCUUUCAAUUGGUUCUAAAUCCUCAGUGACUACUGAUAAUUCGGAAACAUCCAAAUCUAUCAUUCGAUUACCAAUGUCUCCACAAGCAAAAAGUUCUAAUUUCAAAACUGAAGAAGUGGAUUCUAUUACUGCAAAAAGCAAAACUUUGAUACCAGCACCAAUACCAGCAUCAACUACAACAUCAACAAUAUCGACACGUUCUAUUCCUUUAGCACCAAUUCCAAAAUUAGUUGCUGCAUCGAUUCCUUCAACAUCUCAAACUCCAAUUCAUCUUUCAAAGUAUUCUCCUCAUGAUAUUAUACCUGUAACUCAAUCUCCUUUACGUCCCCGACAAACAUCUGAACCAUGUUGGAAAUGGUCUGAGAUAAAAGAUGGUUCACAACCUUUAAUUUCACUCAUUACGCUUCAUACACCAUCUUUUCUCGACAUUCCUUCACCUUAUCAGAUUCAUCUUCCAUCAUCUCCUUAUGGUUCUAAAAUCUCAACUAUCAUUCUUCCUGCUUCACAUCAUACACUUUUGGUUACACCUACAUUAUCUUCAUCGCUUUUGUCAAAACCUUAUCAUUUUACUGUAGCAAUUAAUAGCUUAAAAAUUGCUCCUAAUAUUUCACCGAAUGUCUUUUUGUCUCGUCGAUCUGAUACACAUUUUCCAAAGAAUACUUACGAAGUUAAACUUAGCAAAGGUGUUAAUGCAAUUGAAUGUGUUUUGACUAUACCUUCUAAAUCAGCUGCCAAAAAUUCCUUAUCAAUUGAACCAUCCGAAAAAGAAAGACUGGUUAUAUUUGUCUUUUUAUAUUGAUUAAUCUUGACUUGUUUUCUUAUAUUGAUGUGUCCCUAAGAUUACAAGUGAUAAAAUUUUAUCAUCGAAGAAUUAAACAUUCUAAAGAAAAAAAAACUAAAAAAAAAGUGCAUUUUAUGAUAUAAUUUUUUGUUUUCCUAUGUUAUAUAUGUUUUUUUUCUGAAUGGUUUCAGCAAUUACAUUACUCUUUACAAAAAAACCAAUAACAAACAAGUUUUUC